This is a messenger RNA of Selaginella moellendorffii, 1458 nucleotides long. Its product is annotated as aspartic proteinase-like protein 2. Bases 1 to 1302 code for a protein of 433 amino acids. Gene Ontology annotation, molecular function: aspartic-type endopeptidase activity. The transcript is spliced from 9 exons. Lineage: Eukaryota; Viridiplantae; Streptophyta; Lycopodiopsida; Selaginellales; Selaginellaceae. Gene Ontology annotation, biological process: proteolysis. The record is from RefSeq and is a predicted model, not a curated record.
AUGGAUUUCGCAGUUGUGUUGCUUUCUCUCACGGUUCUUCAGCUGUUGCGCGUAGAUGGAGCAGCGGUUUUCCAGCUCAAACACAGAUUUUUCGAGCAUCACAAUCCAGCUUCCAGAGGGAUUAGCGAGGACCAUUUUAAAAGGCUUGUCGAGCAGAAUAUGAGACGAGGGAGGUCUCUUGCUAGUGUCGAGUUUGGACUGGAAGGAGGCUAUUCGGAAUUUGGACUUUACUACACGGAAGUGGAACUGGGAAGUCCAUUCCAGAAGCUGAAAGUUAUAGUGGACACGGGGAGCAACAUCUUCUGGGUCAAGUGUAAGCCUUGUCAGUCCUGCUUGAAUCCGGAAGAUGAUUCCAGCCCCUCUCAAACACUUUUCGACACGAAUUCUUCGUCCACUCUUGCUUGGUCGAGAUGCUCGGACCCUCUUUGUGAUCCACACCAGUGCCAGAAUAAAAGCGUGAACAGCGUUUGCUCUUUCGAGAUUGGCUAUGGAGACAACUCGUCCUCCUCAGGUGCGUUUGUGAGGGAUAAUAUCAGCUUGGUUUUGCGAGAUCAAGGCAGGGGUGAUAAAACUUCCCAGAUUUUUCUCGGGUGUGCGAAUUAUAUCUCUGGUAGCUGGCCAGGUGAUGGGGUUAUGGGAUUUGGACCGCUUCCGCUGGCCGCACCGUCCCAGAUUGCAGCUCAGAGGAAUCUCACCAAAAUUUUCUCGCAUUGCUUAAGCGGAGAGAGAGAUGGUGGUGGAGUUCUUGCGCUUGGAGAAUCUCCUCCAGAGCUAGGAAUGGUUUACACUCCUCUCCUGAACACCUCAGGCUAUUACAGCGUGAUUCUACUCGGCAUUUCUGUCAACGCUAAGAUCCUCCCGAUCGACACAAAGGAUUUUUUAUACACCAGGAACACUAGCGGGACUCACGGAGUCAUUUUUGACAGCGGCACAACAUUUGCGACACUUUCGACUGCAGCGAAUAAUCUUCUUUUCCAGACCAUCUUAAACUUAACCAGCGCUACAGUAGCGUCUGACAUCAACGAAACUCGGUGCUUCCAUGUUAGAACCAGCCUCGGUUCGUCUUUUCCAAACAUCACUCUUUUCUUCCAAGGUGGAGCGUCCAUGAGCUUGACCCCUGAAAACUACUUGGCACCUGUCACCACAAACCAGAAAAUUCACGUCUACUGCUACGUAUGGCAAUCGUCUGGCGAUCUCACUGUCUUGGGAGAAAUCGUCCUCAAAGACAAGCUGGUGGUUUACGACCUCGAAAACUCCCGAGUUGGAUGGAAGAAAGGCCAUCGCGAUUGUCACAAGCAAUAACAAGAGAUUUUCUAUCGCCUCCCAAAGCUACAAAGCGUAGAAAAGCUAUAGAAUUCUUCUUGAGAAUUUGGAUGGAGAUAGAGUUCGUGUUUGUCUAAAAUGCUUGGAACUUAUAUUAGCAUGUCCGUACCAAUGUCAAAAGAGAAUUCGUCGCGA